AUGGCGAAGCACAUUCAGCAUGUUUUCAUAAUAAGUCAAGCUGGAAGUUUAAUAUAUGAUUGGAGUUCUGAUUCUGGCGAGAAUGAAGUCGUCUUAACAUAUGAGUACCCAUUAAACGUUUUUCUCGAGCGGAAAUAUAAAAAAGUAAUGGUGGUAUUCGGGGAAAAAGAUGGAGUUAAGAUUGGAUACUAUGUAAAGUCGGUGAAUGACAUUCCAGUGUUUGGAACGCGAUUUGAAGUUAAUGGCAAAUCUGUUGAUGUUUUAGAUUAUUUAGAAAAAAAGGAAAGCUUUCCGGUAACUCUUCGAUAUGCAGCUCCAACCAUUAACGCGAACGAUAAAAUUCAUUUAUCGUCGACAUUUUAUUCAUUGUUCACUAUUGCUGUUCAAUUGAGUCCAACACCAAAAAGCUCUGGAAUUGAGAUCUUGGAAACAUCACAGUUCAAAUUGUUUUGCUUGCAAACGAGGACUGGCGUCAAAUUUAUUGUAGUCACAUCGGCGGCUUCGAGCAUCCCAGCCGACUCUCUUCUCACCAAAAUGUACGAAAUUUACGCUGAUUUUGCUCUCAAGAAUCCAUUCUAUUCGAUUGACAUGCCAAUCAGGUCGCACAAGUUUGAAGAGGAACUGUCUGCGUUGCUUGAGAAAGCCGAAAGAAGCAAUGGAGCGAUAAUGUUUUAA
Messenger RNA from Caenorhabditis bovis, 675 nucleotides. The record is from the annotation of a GenBank genome assembly. NCBI's taxonomy places the organism in Eukaryota, Metazoa, Nematoda, Chromadorea, Rhabditida, Rhabditidae.